AGAGUCAAAAAAAAGCAUGCAUCGUCCAAAUCGACGAGACAAUCGGUUUCGAAUUAUGAUAAGAAUUGGACUUUGGAUCUUAUUCCUUGUUAUUUUGGGCAUGGUAUUGAAUGGAACACCGUUUCCAGAUAUUCUGCGCCAUUUUCAUGUCAGUGAUUUCAGCAAGGAGCUCGCCGAGAAAUUAAACAAGACGCAGAGUUUCGCAAGAAAUCGUCAGCUCUAAGCUUCUUUUUUCAUGAAUUUGUUUCUAUUUUUCAACUGAUUACUUCUCCCACAUCUCAUUCUUAAAUUCUUGAAAGUUUUCUGCACUAGUGCCUUUAUUAUUUCUACCUGAUUUCACUUUAUCUUAUGCAUUUUUCUUCCACUGAAACAUAUCUGAAAAUGAAGCGUUUUCAGA
Caenorhabditis elegans is the source of this 397-nucleotide messenger RNA. RefSeq names its product Neuropeptide-Like Protein (gene F13A2.1). The coding region runs from base 17 to 223 and encodes 68 amino acids. The record is from RefSeq and is marked reviewed. NCBI's taxonomy places the organism in Eukaryota, Metazoa, Nematoda, Chromadorea, Rhabditida, Rhabditidae. The transcript has 3 exons.